AGGGACGCGGACGAACAGGCCCCUAAUCACUGAGCUCUCUCUCUCCGUCUCUCUGUGCGAAUCUCUUCUUCGAUUCAAGCUCCGACGGGGACGACCCCCAUCAUCCUCGAGCUCAUCCACCUCCCUCGCCAUUGCCAGAGGUCGAUCGAUCGCUCGCCGGCCGCCGACGACCGACGAGCACCGGUUCCGUCCGACGGGGGUGUAGGACGGCAAGACCGCGAGAGGCGAGGAGGAAAUGGGGCUAGGGUUGCUGGCUUCGAGGGCUCUCCGGCCCGCCGCGUCGCGGCUCCUCCAGGACCCGCCGAGGCACGGGUUCGCCUGGGCGAUCGGGUCCACGCCCGAGGGGCAGAGCCCCGAGGCCUCCGCCGGCGCCCGGUUCCACUUGCCGAACCCGGAGAACGCGAUCGAGGUGUUCGUGGACGGGUACCCUUUGAAGAUCCCCCAGGGCAUGACGGUCCUCCAGGCGUGCGAGGUCGCCGGGGUCGACACCCCGAGGUUCUGUUACCACAGCCGGCUGUCGAUCGCCGACAAGUAUAGGAUGUGUUUGGUCAAGGUCGAGAAGUCCCUGAAGCCGGUCGCUUCCUGCGCUAUGCCCGCGCUUCCUGGGAUGAAGAUCAAGACGGACCCUCCAAUUGCUAAGAAAGCACGAGAAGGGGUGAUGGAGUUCUUAUUGAUGAACCAUCCCUUAGAUUGUCCAAUUUGUGACCAAGGUGGUGAGUGUGAUCUUCAGGAUCAAUCUAUGGCUUUUGGUCUGAUCAAGGACGGUUCACUGAAUUGAAGAGAUCAGUGGUCCAUAAGAAUCUUGGCCCUCUAGUAAAGACUGUCAUGACUCGCUGUAUCCAGUGUACAAGGUUAGCAUUUUCACCUUUUUAAUUAGCAUCACUGAUUUUGCCCACACCAUGUUUAGUUUUUCUUCCACUUAUUUCAAAAUUGAUUACUUGGGAACUGGAGAAUGCUUCAUUGGUAUUUAUGUACAGCACAGUGUGAUCAUUUUGUUGUUUGGAUGAAAAAGUUAUGUUUUGGGAGUCGAAAGGGAUUUGUAGAGGUCUUUCAUGUACUCAUUUCCAAUUCCAAGUUGUAAGCACAGCAUCAGUAAUUAGUAUCAUCUCUUUUAAAUGGGGAUCGGGAUGGGCAGGCUUCGAACUCGAUGAUUGGGAUCCGUUGUUGUUAUGACUUGAUGCCAUAUCUUUGGCAGCUGAACUGUUUGCCAAAGUAGAAUUUAGAUUAUUAAUGCAUCUCUAUGGGAAUCUUUUGAUUAAAGGAAGUAGUUUUA
Eucalyptus grandis is the source of this 1273-nucleotide messenger RNA. Its product is annotated as NADH dehydrogenase [ubiquinone] iron-sulfur protein 1, mitochondrial. The transcript has 3 exons. The coding region runs from base 236 to 778 and encodes 180 amino acids. Gene Ontology annotation, cellular component: membrane. Gene Ontology annotation, biological process: ATP synthesis coupled electron transport. Gene Ontology annotation, molecular function: iron-sulfur cluster binding; NADH dehydrogenase (ubiquinone) activity. The record is from RefSeq and is a predicted model, not a curated record. NCBI's taxonomy places the organism in Eukaryota, Viridiplantae, Streptophyta, Magnoliopsida, Myrtales, Myrtaceae.